GGCACCAGAGGCAAGCUCUCCAGUCCCCAGUGGACCGUACAGGCUCUGGGACGCUGCAGACAGACCCGUGGACAGACAGACACUUGGCCUGUCCAUGGGGCUCAGUGGGGGACAUUCUUGGCUGCUGGUGCCACUGUUGCUGCUGUUGACUGGCCUCCAGCGGGGGACAGGCCUGGAGCGCAUCAGCUAUGUGCCCCAGCUCUCAAGCCCCACCCUGGCGGGGACACUCACCCAGUCUACCUUCACGCUGGAGCAGCCAAGGGGCCAGUUCAGUCGCCUCAACAUCUCUGACUUGGACACCAUCUGGCUGGUGGUGGCCCAGAGCAACGCCACCCAGAACUUCACUGCCCCACAGAGGGUGGAGGACAUCCCAGUCCCCGCUGACUUCACCAGGAGGGGCUACUACCUCACACUGAUGGCCAACCGGUUGCUCUACCCGGACAACCAGCCUGGCAGCCAGCUCCGGGUUCUACGUGUUGGCAAUGACACCCGCUGCUCCCCUACGAGGAGAGGCUGUAACCACCCUCUGCCGGGCCCGGGCCCCUACCGAGUGAAGUUCCUUGUGAUGAAUGACAGGGGACCUGUGGCUGAGACAGAGUGGUCCAAUGAGACCCGCCUGCAGCAAGGUGCCCCUCCCCCAGCCUGGGGCAAGGGAUGGUUGGUCUGGAGAAUGUUCCCAGGUCAGAACUCUCCUCUCUGCCCCCAUGCCUACCUGGGGAACCCCUCACACCCCUCAGCCAAGGCACUGCAGGCUACCCCAGGACCCCAAAGCGCGGGCACCGUGGUCAUCAUUGCCAUUUUGUCGGUCCUGCUGGCUGUCCUUUUCACUGUCCUCCUUGCUCUGCUUAUCUACACCUGUCAUGACACCUGCAGGAACGCUCCCAUUUCGGGCCCAGAGCAGUUGACAUGUGUGAGGAGAUACAACACGCACCACAUGACCAGCCCUCCAGCCACGGGGGCCACCUGAGGGGAUUCGCACCUGUCCCUCGGCUUCUCCCUGCAGAUCCUGGGCUGUGAGCAUGCCCCAAAGCUUCUGGAGCCCCAGGAGAGGUGGAGGGAGGGUGUCCUUAGCCCCAAAUUAGGCCUGUCCCUGUCAGAAAUAAAUGUCCUCAGCAACACCCUGCA
Molecule: messenger RNA, 1125 nt
Organism: Suricata suricatta (meerkat)
Lineage: Eukaryota; Metazoa; Chordata; Mammalia; Carnivora; Herpestidae
Product: uroplakin-3b-like protein 1
Exons: 6
Coding region: 95-967 (290 amino acids)
Source: RefSeq, a predicted model, not a curated record